UGCGCAGAACCUUAACAGACCGCAUUCCCCGCUUCUCCUUCUCCUCGCAGGUCCUCCCAGCUCAACGCAAACAUUAAGAAGCGAGCUGCUUGGCUUAGCCGCUCAGCAGGGCCUUUUCCUUCACUGUUGGCGUGCAAUCAAUGUUAGUGUCCUCACCAUGGCAACAGAAGACAAGAAGCCAGAGACUGACACUAAGCCUCCAGUGGUCCCAUCAGCGUCUGCCAGCCAAAGCAAGUCUGCGCCCGCGAAGCCAAACUACAGCCUGAAAUUCACAUUAGCAGGACACACUAAGGCCGUGUCGUCCGUCAAGUUCAGCCCGAGCGGAGAAUGGCUCGCCAGCUCCUCUGCUGAUAAACUCAUAAAAAUCUGGGGCGCCUAYGACGGAAAGUUUGAGAAAACCAUCUCUGGACACAAGCUGGGCAUCUCCGAYGUGGCGUGGUCCUCGGACUCCAACCUGCUGGUGUCGGCRUCYGACGACAAAACCCUGAAGAUCUGGGACGUCAACUCGGGAAAGUGCUUAAAAACCCUGAAGGGCCACAGCAACUACGUGUUCUGCUGCAACUUCAACCCGCAGUCCAACCUCAUCGUGUCGGGAUCGUUCGACGAGAGUGUGAGGAUAUGGGACGUGAAGACCGGGAAGUGUUUGAAAACACUGCCGGCUCACUCCGAUCCCGUCUCCGCUGUUCACUUCAACAGAGACGGCUCUCUGAUCGUGUCCAGCAGCUAUGAUGGACUCUGCCGAAUCUGGGACACGGCGUCGGGGCAGUGUUUAAAAACUCUCAUCGACGAUGACAACCCUCCUGUGUCGUUUGUGAAGUUUUCUCCCAAUGGGAAGUACAUCCUGGCUGCUACUCUGGAUAACACGCUGAAGCUGUGGGACUACAGCAAAGGAAAGUGCUUGAAGACGUACACAGGCCAUAAGAACGAGAAGUACUGCAUUUUUGCUAAUUUCUCCGUCACCGGAGGGAAGGUAAUGCUGCUGUCCAGUCCUGCAAAGCAAAAGCAGGCUCAGAUCCCAGAUGAAACAUCCCAGAGGUUCCACAGGAUGUGCGAUUGUCCCGAUCACAAMGCCUGUGACAUCGCCGCKGUGUCGCUGAGCACUGUGGGUGUUGAAAACCUGAUCGUCUCUGCUGCUGUUUUCUCAUCAGGGAGGAUYCGACAAGCAAAGACGGAAACCAUGGCUCAGUGUGUCUAUGUCCUCGUUCCAGUCCCGUCUCGUCACUUACGUUGA
Messenger RNA from Poecilia reticulata (guppy), 1231 nucleotides. Lineage: Eukaryota; Metazoa; Chordata; Actinopteri; Cyprinodontiformes; Poeciliidae. The record is from RefSeq and is a predicted model, not a curated record.